Messenger RNA from Dioscorea cayenensis subsp. rotundata (Guinea yam), 1128 nucleotides. RefSeq lists its product as uncharacterized. The record is from RefSeq and is a predicted model, not a curated record. The transcript has 6 exons. NCBI's taxonomy places the organism in Eukaryota, Viridiplantae, Streptophyta, Magnoliopsida, Dioscoreales, Dioscoreaceae. Bases 41 to 955 code for a protein of 304 amino acids.
CUCGAGACGAAGAGCGAGCUUGCUCGCCGGCGUCUCCGCCAUGGACCUAUGGCAGCGAGCUCGGGAUUUCGCCGAGGAGGCGGCGAAGCGUUCGCAGGAGAUCUCCAAGGAGGCGGCGAAGCGGUCUCAGGAGUUCACAAGAGACGCUGUGCGGCUCUCCCAAGAGUUCGUCUCCGAGACGGCGAAGAAAUCGAAGGACCUUGCUGCUGAGGCCUCGAAGAAGGCCGAUGUGCUCAAGAUAGAGGCCCUCAAGCGUGCUGAACAGAUCAAGACCCUCGCCGGAGAGAUCCCCAUCCCGGUCGGUUCAUCGGUGGCGCCUGACCCGCAGGCGGAUAUCGAGGUUUUUGGGGUUACUGAUGAGCUGAGGGAGUACGUGAAAGGGUUCAAUCUCAGCUCCUUUCGUGAUUUCCAAAUUGAAGAUGAGCUUGAGAAACCUGAGUCUCCGACGGUGUUGAACGUGAGGCAAGAUCUUAAUGAAUGGCAAGCAAGACAUGCUGCUCUUAUUCUUUCUACUGCUAAGGAAAUUUCAAAGUUAAGAUAUGAGUUGUGCCCACGAUAUAUGAAAGAGAGAAAAUUCUGGCGUAUAUAUUUCAUACUUGUCAAAAGUUAUGUGGCUGUUUAUGAGAGACAGUACAUGGAAGAGUUAUUGGCAAAAACUUUGGAACAGACUUCAGAUGAGAGCCUGAAGGUAAACCCAACCACUGUGCCAGCUUCUAUGAGUGAUGUGAAACAGACCAAGUUGGAUAGCAAGGCAUCCUCCUCAAAAGCAGAGGAUGAUUUGGAUGUGUUUCUUUUGGGCGACCUUGGAAGUGAUGAUGAAGUUGACCCAGGCAUUUCUGUUGUUGAUGAUGAUGGGCUUGGUGAUGACUUUGAUAAGAUUGGAAACUCGGGCUUAGAAAGUGAUGAAGAUGAUGAGCAAAAGUCUGCACCGUCAAACAAAGCCAGUGCCUCAUAAUUCACUGUUUCUUGUUGAAACAAUGAUACAUUUACUUGAUACAAGCCACAAUCGUCCAGUGUAAAUUUCACUCAAAAUCAUUUCAUGUUUAAAAUAGUUCCAGCUAUUGUAAAGGUUUUUCCAGUUCAAAUAACCCUAAUUCCUGGCAAUUUUCUAGGCCUUGAAAUUUUACA